This is a messenger RNA of Apiotrichum porosum, 1482 nucleotides long. RefSeq names its product pre-rRNA processing protein (gene RRP9). The transcript is spliced from 4 exons. Lineage: Eukaryota; Fungi; Basidiomycota; Tremellomycetes; Trichosporonales; Trichosporonaceae. The coding region runs from base 1 to 1482 and encodes 493 amino acids. Gene Ontology annotation, molecular function: snoRNA binding; protein binding. Gene Ontology annotation, cellular component: small-subunit processome. The record is from RefSeq and is a predicted model, not a curated record.
AUGCCCGACCCGUUCUUCGCCUCGGACAAGAAGAGGAAGCGCUCUCGCCCAGGGGGCUCGGGCGGUGCCAACCGCAUGCCCCGCGUGUCCAAGGGCCGCGUCCAGGCUGCCCGCGAUGAGGAGCUGGACCACAGCGACAUUGAGGGAGGCGACAUUGACGACAUGGACUUUCAGCGCGACCGCCAACCUGUCGCCCUGGACGACGACGAGUUUGUCGAUGCCAACGAGACUGCUGCCGAGAAGCGUGUCCGUCUUGCGCGUGGAUACCUCGACAAGGUCCGCCAAGAUGUUGCCGAGGAGCGGGCAGAGAACGACUACGAUGCGGCGGAGAUUGAUCGCGAGCUCAUUGCAUCGCGCCUGAGGCAGGAGGUUGACGAGGCGGAGGGCCGCAUCCACCGGUUUUACUCGACGGCUUCGGCAUCGUCAACGCGGUUCAAGACUAUCCAGCAUGUCCCCACCUCAGUGGCUAUGACGGCUACAGGAGUGGUCUACUUGUCUACCAAGUCGGGCCAGGUGCUCCGCUUUGACCGUGGGACUCUGAAGAACGCGCCAGUCAAGGCAGGAGAGGAAGGUGGUCACAAGGGCCCGAUCCUGUCCAUUGCUGCCAGUGAGGACGGCAAGUGGCUGGUGACUGGUGGACAGGACAAGAUUGUUGGCGUGUGGGACAUGAGUGGUGAGGAGAGCAAGUGGGUGGCCGGUAUGCGGGGACACAAGGAUGCGGUUUCGUCUGUCGUCUUCCCUCCCCUGUCCAACCCGUCGGCGCACAUUCUCACCGCAUCGCUCGGACGACACCUUACUCUUCACUCGUUGGCGACGCUGUCUGCCAUCGACACCUUUUUCGGUCACCAGGACAGCAUCAACUCUGUGUCGGCCCUGAAGCCAACUGCGGCAGUGACGGCUGGUAGCCGCGACAGGACAUGUCGUUGGUGGAAGGUCGAGGAGGAGGUGCAGCUUGUGCUCCGCGGUGGAGGCAAGACACGCACCGACGAGGGCAGCUGGGUCGAGGGCAGCGUCGACGUCGUGUGCACCCUCGACGACAGCCACUUUGUCUCUGGUGGCGACACUGGCACCAUUGCGCUCUGGAGCACGGGCAAGAAGAAGCCCAUCUUUUCCCUCGUGCUCGCCCACGGCCUCGAUACCGAGGGCCACAACAUUCUCCCCUCCACCGCCAAGCCCAGCCCGCGCUGGAUCACCUCGCUCGCAUCUAUCCGAGGCACCAACCUGUUCGCAUCGGGCUCGUGGGACGGCAGGAUACGCCUGUGGGCUAUUGACCCCCAACUCCGGUCGUUCAAGCCCGCCGGUGAGGUUGAGGUCGAGGGUUUCGUCAACGGCAUCCAGAUUCUCUCGCUGCCCGAGGGCACCGUUCUCACCGCUGCACUUGGCCGUGAGCCCCGUCUGGGAAGGUGGAUCAACCUCAAGGGUGUCAAGAACGGUCUGUUGACCACCGCCCUCGAGCUCGAGACUGCCGCCGACGACGCUUAG